GGGGAAAGGAACAAUGGCUUUGAUGUCCUCUAUCAUAACAUGAAACACGGACAUUUGUCAACAAAAGACUUAGCAGACUUUAUAAGAGAAAGGGCUACAAUAGAGGAGGCAUAUUCAAGGUCAAUGACAAAACUAGCCAAAUCAGCAAGCAAUUACACGCAACUUGGGACAUUUGCACCAGUUUGGGAUGUUUUCAAAACCUCAACAGAAAAGCUAGCAAGCUGUCACUUGGAUCUUGUGCGGAGAUUACAAGAGCUAAUAAAAGAAGUUCACAAGUAUGGAGAUGAACAAAUCAAAGCUUAUAAAAAGACUAAAGAAGACGUUUCAGGAACAUUGGAAGCAGUGCAAAAUAUUCAAAGUAUCACUCAGGCCUUACAGAAGUCAAAGGAAAACUACAAUGCAAAGUGUGUUGAACAAGAACGUUUGAAAAAGGAAGGAGCAACACAAAGAGAAGUUGAUAAGGCAGCAAUUAAAUCAAAAAAAGCUACAGAUACCUAUAAACUAUAUGUGGAGAAAUAUGCUGCAUUUAAAACUGAUUUUGAACAGAAAAUGGCAGAAACUGCACAGACAUCUGAAAUUGAAGCUUUUGAAAAACUGGUUCAAGAUAGAAUGACCUCCUUUGGAAUUGAUAUGAACAAGAAUGUCAGAAGUAAUAUGUUUGAAGGGCAAACACUGACCAUGUAUAAUAUAGUAGCAAUGAAAGAAUCACUGAAGUGUAACAUUCCUCCUGGAGAGUUUCCAGAAAUAAGAGUAGAUGGAAUCAAACUGACGUGUGAACACAUACUGCUGCUACCCAAAAUG
This is a messenger RNA of Pelecanus crispus (Dalmatian pelican), 801 nucleotides long. The record is from RefSeq and is a predicted model, not a curated record. Lineage: Eukaryota; Metazoa; Chordata; Aves; Pelecaniformes; Pelecanidae.